AUGUUGGCUAGUACACAAUUUGAAAGCGUUUUUGCUCGACGAGCAUUUCCCUGUUUUGAUGAGCCUACUUAUAAAGCAAAUUUUGAUAUUCAAUUGGAAGUUGAUGAACAAUUAACUGCUUUAUCUAAUAUGAAUGUUACUGAAGAAAAAAUUAUUGGAAAUGGCAAAAAAUUGGUGACAUUUGCCAGAACUCCAUUAAUGUCCACUUAUUUGGUUGCUUUUGCUUCAAAAACAAAUGAUGGAUGUAUUGUUCGUGUUUAUACUGUGCCCGGGAAGAAAGAUAAAGGACAUUAUUCACUUUCAGUUGCCGUUAAAGCUAUUGAAUGGUUUUCUGAAUGGUAUGGAAUUAAAAUGCCUCUUCCAAAAUGUGACUUGAUUGCAAUUCCUGAAUUUUCUAUGGGUGCUAUGGAAAAUUGGGGUUUAAUAACUUUUCGUGAAUCCGCUCUCCUUUGUGAUCCUGUAUUGACCUCUUCAUCUACAAAGCAAAAUAUUACUCAAACAGUAGUUCACGAAGUUGGUCAUUUCUGGUUUGGUAAUUUGACAACAAUGAAAUGGUGGUGUGAUUUAUGGUUGAAAGAAGGUUUUGCUACAUUUAUGGAAUUUGUAAUGAGUGGUUAUAAUUAUCCUGAAUUUAAAUUAUGGCUCCACUUUGUUAGCUCUCAAACAGUUUCUGCAAUGGGGAGAGAUUCAAUGAGAAAUUCACAUCCAAUUGAAUUUCCAAUUAACAAUCCAAAUGAAUUAGAAGAUAUCUAUGAUAGUAUUACUUAUGAUAAGUCGAAUUGUGUUAUUAGAAUGUUGUUUAAUUAUUUGGGUGAACCAGCCUUUCAGAAGGGUGCACAAAUUUAUUUGGAUCGUUUUAAAUAUUCUAAUGCAACAACUGAUGAUCUUUGGAAAUGCUUGAGUGAAGCAUCAGGAGUUGAUGUUGGUUCUUUAAUGUCUUCUUGGACACAACAAGUUGGUUUUCCUUUGGUAACUGUCCAAGAAAAAAUUUUGGAUGGUGAUAAACGUGAAUUGACUUUAAAACAAAGACGUUUUCUUAUUGAUGGCAGUAUUGAUGAAAAUAAACCAGUUUGGCAAAUUCCAGUUUCUGUAACUGUUCGAUCUGAUCCUUCAAAGCCUGCGGCAAAGUUUUUAUUAACCAAAGAAGAAGAUAAAUUUGUUAUUGAGGGUGUUAAGUCAUCAGAAUGGAUUAAGCUUCUUCAAGGAAUUCAAGACAAAGAACUUGAUGUUAUUGAUAGAUUUCAGAUUGCUGAUGACCUUUUUGAGGUAAUCACUGCUGGACUGCUUCCUAUUUCGCAAUUUUUGGAAUUUUUUUCUGUUUGCGGUAAGGAAGAUAAUUUAAUUGUCUGGCAAUCUAUUAUCUCCUGUCUUUCACAAAUAAACCAUAUUCUUAUUAAUUUGGACGAUGAUGGUCGAUUAUUGGAGAGAUUUAAUCGCUUUGUUUGUAAAGUCAUUGAGCCUGUUGCUGAGCGUUAUGGAUGGGAGCCUAAGGAAGGAGAAGAUAUGCAAACAUCCCAAUUGCGUUCUUUGCUAAUUGGUCGUUUAAGUCGGUCUAAACAUCUUCCAACUAUAGAAGUGGCAUUAAAUAAAUUUAAAGCGCAUGUAGAGAAAGGAGCUGAACUUGUUCCAGAACUGCGUUCUGUUAUUUAUGCAACUGCCGCUAGGUCCAACGAUGCCAAAAUUAUUGAGGCAUUACAGAAUAUUUUGACUACUUGUAACUUUGCUGAAAUCGAAAGUACAUGUAUUAUGGCUCUCGGUCAAUGCACAGAUUUAAAACUUUUGGAGCAAAUAUUUAAUCAUGGAAUUCUUGAUAAUAACAUUAGAAGUCAAGAUAUUUUUAAGCUUUUUGCAUCAGUAAAUUGUUCUACUAAUUCUGCAGCUCAACGUUUUGCCUGGAAUUUUUUCAAAGAUAAUAUUGAUUUAAUGACAAAUCUUUGGGAUCCAUCUUCCUCUUUGUUCGAGAAAGCUCUUUCGAUGAGUUCAAAUCAUUUUUGCUCCGCUUCUGAUUCUAAUGACUUUCAGGUCCUUUAA
This is a messenger RNA of Meloidogyne enterolobii, 2031 nucleotides long. The record is from the annotation of a GenBank genome assembly. NCBI's taxonomy places the organism in Eukaryota, Metazoa, Nematoda, Chromadorea, Rhabditida, Meloidogynidae.